Andrographis paniculata is the source of this 804-nucleotide messenger RNA. RefSeq lists its product as uncharacterized. NCBI's taxonomy places the organism in Eukaryota, Viridiplantae, Streptophyta, Magnoliopsida, Lamiales, Acanthaceae. The transcript is spliced from 5 exons. Gene Ontology annotation, cellular component: chloroplast thylakoid membrane; chloroplast inner membrane. The record is from RefSeq and is a predicted model, not a curated record. Bases 125 to 604 code for a protein of 159 amino acids.
UAUUUUUUUAUUACGAAAGAGGCAAUGUAAAGAAUAACAGCCAAACAUCACCACAUUGGAGAACACGCCUUCGCCUCUCGGAUACUCCCCGCCUGUUCAACUGUUCAUCCGUUCCCCAAUUCCGAUGGCCACCGCCGUAGUUCCUCUUCCUUGUUCCGGAGGAAAUCAUAUUAAGCCGCGUAGUGUUUUAUCUACAAACUCAGGCGCUUGCGUCUUGACGCAGCCUUUGUUUGUUCGGAGGAAAGCUUCUUCUCGUACCAACCGCCAAAUGUCCAUUCGAGCUCAAUACAAUGGGCGUAACAGUGGAAAUGGUGCUGAUUUUGUAGCUGGUUUCCUUUUAGGAGGUGCACUGUUUGGAACAUUGUCAUAUAUAUUUGCUCCACAGAUAAGAAGAUCGUUGUUGAAUGAAGACGAAUAUGGAUUUAGAAAGGCUAAGCGACCAAUUUACUACGAUGAAGGAUUAGAGAAGACCAGGCAGACCUUGAACGAGAAAAUAAGCCAACUCAACUCUGCCAUCGACAAUGUCUCGUCCCGGCUGAGAGGUGGCAACAAUCUUCCUCAGGUCCCAGUUGAGAACGACGCAGAAGAAGCUGCCCCCUUGUAAGCUUUUCUUACAUCUCAACACUUGCUCGUUCGUAUCAUAAUAUACAUGUUUACAAUUUGUUUGGUGGGCAUCGUGAGAUAAGUCGAAUGUUCUGUGUUUUGUUCCGUCUCGUGAAAGAUGUCGAAUACACAUUCCAUCUUUGAAUAACAAACAGGUACACUACUUACUGUUUACUUUUAAAAGACUUGCCUUUUCAUUUA